Daldinia vernicosa is the source of this 1520-nucleotide messenger RNA. Its product is annotated as cyclin-like protein. Gene Ontology annotation, biological process: regulation of transcription by RNA polymerase II. Gene Ontology annotation, cellular component: nucleus. Gene Ontology annotation, molecular function: cyclin-dependent protein serine/threonine kinase regulator activity. Bases 178 to 1197 code for a protein of 339 amino acids. Lineage: Eukaryota; Fungi; Ascomycota; Sordariomycetes; Xylariales; Hypoxylaceae. The record is from RefSeq and is a predicted model, not a curated record. The transcript has a single exon.
CAGCCUCAAAGUCAAAUUUUCGCAGCCUCGCAUGACAUGACGUCUCCAAACAUUAGGUCCCUACCGUAGGUACCUUAGGUAGUCAACAAAGCUUGGAGAUUACCUAUACCAAAAAGAUUGAACACACGUAGAUGCGCCACGAUAUACCAGUUGAUUCCCCCCAUCCCCUAACCUAAAAUGGCGCACAUGACCAAUCCUCUCGCAACCGUCGACCAGCUAUACCAGCGGACCUCCUUCAGCGCGCUACCCUCCGACCUCCAAGACGCCAUCUUCUUCGCGACCCAACGUCUGACCCAAGCCGCCGGCAUCCUGCUCCGGCUCCCCCAAUCCGUCACAGCCCAAGCCAACGUCGUACUCGCGCGCUACUGGCUCGUCGAAUCGCCUCUGUCCCACGAGUUCGCCGAUACCUCCGCCGCGGCCCUCUUCCUCGUCGCCAAGCUCAGCGCGCACCCUUGUCUGCCCCGCGAUAUCUGCAAUGUAUACGCCUACCUCCUAUCUCCGGCCUCCGCUCUCUCUAAGAGCGGUAGUAAUAAUAAUGAUGGAGGAGGAGGAGGAGGAGGGAGGGGAGACGUCGACGACAAGGAUAGAGGGGACCCGUCAUCAUACUACCUCUCGGAAAGCGCAUACGCCUCCUUCCGAUCGCGCAUCCUAGCGCUCGAGGCUCGCAUACUGUACUCCUUAUCCUUCGACACGCACGUCGCGCUGCCCCACCCCCUAGCCAUCACCUACCUCCAAGCGCUAGACUUCCUCGACCAACCCCGAGCCGAGAUCGCGCGCCGCGCCGUCGCGUACCUCAACGCGGCGCUCCUGUCGCCGCAGCUGCUGUACCUCACGCACCAGCCGCACGCGCUGGCCGUCGCGGCGAUAUACUCGGCGGCGCGCGACGCGGGGGCCAAGAUGCCGACGUGCGCGUGGUGGGAGGUGUUCGACGUGGACCGCGAGGAGCUCGGGUUUCUGGUCGUCGGCAUGCGCAGUCUCGAGGGCUGGGUGCGGGCGCAGCAGCGGGAGGAGGAUGGCGGUGUGCUGGCGAGGGGGAUGGUCAUCACGCGCGCGUAUGUGGAGGGGGAGAUGAGGAAGAGGGGGCUGAGGAUCGGGAAUGGGAGUGCCGGGGCCGAGGCUGGUGAGGAAGAGAUGGAAGAUGAGGAGACGGCCCUUAUGCGGCAGAUGGAUGAGAAGGCGGCACAAUUAGACGAAUGAGGGCUGGAGUUAGCUCAAAAUCUGUGGGCUGAAUAGAGCUUAGAAGGGCGUCAGGGACUGCUAUUUUUAGAUCCUAUAACUUCACGCUACUUAUAUCCGAGAAGGAUGGGCAAACUAUGAUCCCCAGCAUCUUAAUAGAUGGAAGAUUAGUUACAACCUACCUUAUAAAUGGUCUUUUAAGGUUAAUAGUACGAACUUAAGUCGCCCUAAGAAACUAUAGGGGUAGGAGAAGAUGAGAAUGUAUUAAAGAACAUGACUUAACAAGGAUGGUUUCCUUCGCAAGUCUUAUCUAACUGAUUAUGAUCUCUCCUAGAGAAAUUUAC